Messenger RNA from Catharus ustulatus (Swainson's thrush), 1914 nucleotides. RefSeq names its product sarcoplasmic/endoplasmic reticulum calcium ATPase 1-like. The coding region runs from base 1 to 1914 and encodes 637 amino acids. Gene Ontology annotation, molecular function: P-type calcium transporter activity; ATP binding; ATP hydrolysis activity. Gene Ontology annotation, cellular component: membrane. The record is from RefSeq and is a predicted model, not a curated record. Gene Ontology annotation, biological process: calcium ion transmembrane transport; intracellular calcium ion homeostasis. The transcript is spliced from 15 exons. Lineage: Eukaryota; Metazoa; Chordata; Aves; Passeriformes; Turdidae.
AUGGAGGGCGAGCCCCAGGCCAAAGGUGUGUACGAGAAGGUGGGCGAGGCCACGGAGACGGCGCUCACCUGUCCUGCCAAAGGUGUGUACGAGAAGGUGGGCGAGGCCACGGAGACGGCGCUCACCUGUCCUGCCAAAGGUGUGUACGAGAAGGUGGGCGAGGCCACCGAGACGGCGCUCACCUGUCCUGCCAAAGGUGUGUACGAGAAGGUGGGCGAGGCCACGGAGACGGCGCUCACCUGCCUGGUGGAGAAGAUGAACGUGUUCAACACCGACGUCAGGAACCUGUCCAAGGUGGAGCGCGCCAACGCCUGCAACGCCGUGAUCAAGCAGCUGAUGAAGAAGGAGUUCACGCUCGAGUUCUCCCGGGACCGCAAGUCCAUGUCUGUUUACUGCUCCCCGGCCAAGGCCUCACGCGCCGCCGUGGGAAACAAGAUGUUCGUCAAGGGCGCCCCCGAGGGCGUCAUCGACCGCUGCAGCUACGUGCGGGUGGGCACGGCGCGGGUGCCGCUGACGCCGGCGGUCAAGGACAAGAUCCAGGCGGUGAUCCGCGAGUGGGGCACGGGCCGGGACACGCUGCGCUGCCUGGCGCUGGCCACGCGCGACACGCCGCCCAAGAAGGAGGAGAUGGCGCUCGAGGACUCCUCCAAGUUCGCCGAGUACGAGACCGACCUGACCUUCGUGGGCUGCGUGGGCAUGCUGGACCCGCCGCGCAAGGAGGUGAUGGGCUCCAUCCGGCUGUGCCGCGACGCCGGCAUCCGCGUCAUCAUGAUCACCGGCGACAACAAGGGCACGGCCAUCGCCAUCUGCCGCCGCAUCGGCAUCUUCGGCGAGGACGAGGAGGUGUCGGGCAAGGCCUACACGGGCCGCGAGUUCGACGACCUGCCGCUGUCGGAGCAGCGCGAGGCGUGCCGGCGCGCCUGCUGCUUCGCCCGCGUCGAGCCCACGCACAAGUCCAAGAUCGUGGAGUUCCUGCAGUCCUUCGAUGAGAUCACCGCCAUGACCGGCGACGGCGUGAACGACGCGCCGGCGCUGAAGAAAGCCGAGAUCGGCAUCGCCAUGGGCUCGGGCACCGCGGUGGCCAAGACGGCCUCGGAGAUGGUCCUGGCCGACGACAACUUCUCCACCAUCGUGGCCGCGGUGGAGGAGGGGCGCGCCAUCUACAACAACAUGAAGCAGUUCAUCCGCUACCUCAUCUCCUCCAACGUCGGGGAGGUGGUCUGUAUCUUCCUGACGGCGGCGCUGGGGCUGCCCGAGGCGCUGAUCCCGGUGCAGCUGCUCUGGGUGAACCUGGUGACGGACGGGCUGCCGGCCACGGCGCUGGGCUUCAACCCGCCGGACCUGGACAUCAUGGACAAACCGCCGCGGAGCCCCAAGGAGCCGCUCAUCAGCGGCUGGCUCUUCUUCCGCUACCUGGCCAUCGGAGGUUACGUCGGCGCCGCCACCGUGGGUGCGGCCGCCUGGUGGUUCCUGUUCGCCGAGGACGGGCCCAGCGUCACCUACCACCAGCUGACCCACUUCAUGCAGUGCUCCGAGCACAACGUGGAGUUCGAGGGGCUCGACUGCGACAUCUUCGAGUCGCCGGUGCCGAUGACGAUGGCGCUGUCGGUGCUGGUGACCAUCGAGAUGUGCAACGCGCUCAACAGCCUGUCCGAGAACCAGUCCCUGGCCCGGAUGCCGCCCUGGGUGAACAUUUGGCUCGUGGGCUCCAUCUGCCUCUCCAUGUCCCUGCACUUCGUCAUCCUCUACAUCGACCCCCUGCCCAUGAUUUUCAAGCUGACGCCGCUGUCGCUGACCCAUUGGCUGAUGGUCAUCAAGAUCUCCUUCCCGGUCAUCCUGCUGGACGAGACGCUCAAGUUCAUCGCCAGGAAUUACCUGGAGGCGGACGAGCCGGCCCGGAAGCACCGGAAGUGA